Molecule: messenger RNA, 2927 nt
Organism: Musa acuminata subsp. malaccensis (wild Malaysian banana)
Lineage: Eukaryota; Viridiplantae; Streptophyta; Magnoliopsida; Zingiberales; Musaceae
Product: WD repeat-containing protein PCN
Biological process (GO): meristem growth; meristem maintenance
Molecular function (GO): protein binding
Source: RefSeq, a predicted model, not a curated record
CGUGAACCGCUUCUUAAAGGGCAGGGUUUGGCGUCUCAAAACCCUCGUCAUUGCGGCGUCCGGCCGCCAUCGCGCUCCUCUGAUCUCGAUCACAGAUUUUGACUUGGAGAUUCUUCCGUGAUUCUCCUCAUGGAAAAGCUGCGAAUUCAUCGGACUAGCUCGGUGGAGUGGAAGCCGUCGGCGGUGGUGGCCUUGGCCACUAGCGCGGACGGCUCGCAGGUGGCGGCGGCGCGGGAGGACGGGUCCGUGGAGAUAUGGCUCGUUUCGCCUGGUUCCGUUGGAUGGCAUUGCCAGCUUACGGUUCAAGGAGAUCCUAGUCGGAGGAUUUCUUCGUUGGUCUGGUGCCGCUCGAGUUCGAAGAGCGCCGGCCCUGGACGGUUGCUGUCCUCGAGAAUAGAUGGGUCGAUAUCAGAGUGGGAUCUGUACUCGCUAAACGAAAAGAUCGCACUAGAUUCAAUUGGAGUGUCUAUCUGGCAGAUGGCUGUAGAGCCUUCUGUUGAUUCACUGCAAUCAGAGAAGACUGACUCUGGACUUGUACCAAAUGGUUGCACAAAUCAUGAUGGUCAGAGUGAUUCUGAAUCUUGUCUUAAUGAUGAUGACGAUGAAUCUGAUGAGCUUCACACUGUAGCCUCUCAGACAUCUAGUCAACGUUUGGCUGUUGCCUGUGAUGAUGGUUGUAUCCGAAUGUAUAGCGUCUCUGAUAAAGAUGGGUUGACUUGCAGCAGAUCUUUCCCCAGGGUUAGCGGGCAAAUUUUGAGUGUUACAUGGAGCCAAAAUGCAGAGUUGAUAUUUUCAGGGAGCAGUGAUGGUUUCAUAAGAUGUUGGAAUGUUACAUCUUUCCACGAGACAUACCGCAUUACAGUUGGGCUCGGAGGUUUGGGCAGUGGACCGGACCUUUGUGUGUUGUCAUUGCUCUUCUUAAGGUCUGGCACACUUAUCAGUGGAGAUAGUACUGGGAGUGUUCAAUUCUGGGACAGUCACCAUGGAACACUUGUGCAAGCACUCACUUAUCAUAAGGGUGAUGUGAAUGCUUUAGCUGCUGUCCCUAGUCAAAACAGGGUGUUUUCUGCUGGUUCAGAUGGACAGGUUAUUCUUUAUAAGCUUUCGACUGAUAUGAUUAGUACGGAGAAAGAGGGGCUUCCUAAGGAAGAAAUGGUUAAAUGGACCUAUGUUGGAUAUAUAAGGGCUCAUACUCAUGAUGUUAGGGCAUUGGCAAUGACAGUACCAAUUAAUAGAGAAGAUACAUUACCUGAUGAGAAGGUGCACAAGGUACGUCGUCAAGAGAAACCCAUCAGUUUUAGUUAUCACAGAUGGGCACAUCUAGGGGUCCCAAUGCUCAUUUCUGGAGGCGAUGAUGCAAAGUUAUUUGCUUACUCUGCUAGAGAGUUCACCCAAUUCUCACCUCAUGAUAUUUGCCCUGCACCUCAGCAGCCAUUGAUAAAGUUGGUGAAUAAUACAGUUGUACAUGGGGCUUCAACAAUGCUUGUUCAAUCCUCUGGUGCAUUGGAUGUUUUGCAUGUCAAGUUAAAUGGUAAAGAGGUGGCGACACAACUUCUUGCUCGGGUGAAAAGCAAAGGAUCCAGAAAAAUUGUUUGUAGUGCAAUAAGUACUUCUGGAAUGCUCUUUGCAUACUCUGAUCAAGUAAAGCCCUACCUCUUUGAAUUGAGAAAACAAAAAGUUGGAAAAAGCAAGUGGUCUAUUGUCAAAAUAAAGUUACCUAAGAGGCUGUUGCAUGCGCACACUAUGAUUUUCAGUGCAGAUUCCUCACGCCUGAUGCUAGCUGGUCAUGAUAGAAAUAUUUAUGUUGUGGACAUCAAAGGAUCAGAGCUAGUUCACACUUUUGUCCCUCAAAGGAAGUUGGAUAAUUUGAAAUUUGCACCCAGCGAGCCUCCUGUUACCAAAAUGUUCACUAGUGCAGAUGGGCAGUGGUUAGCUGCUAUUAAUUGUUUUGGUGACAUCUACAUAUUUAAUUUAGAGAUAGACAGGCAACACUGGUUCAUAUCCAGGUUGAACGAUGCUUCUGUCACUGCUGCCGGUUUUCCUCCUAAAAACAGUAAUGUGUUUGUCGUCACAACAUCUUGUAAUGAAGUCUUUGUGUUUGAUUUAGAAGCAAAACAGUUAGGUGAAUGGUCAAAGCACCACAGUCACCAUCUUCCUCGAAGAUUUCAAGAAUUUCCAGGAGAGAUCAUUGGCCUCACUUUUCUGCCUUUCUCCUUAUCAUCUUCAGUUAUCAUAUAUAGUGCAAGGGCGAUGUGCUUUAUCGACUUUGGGUUGCCAGUUGAUCAAGAUGAUGAAAGCCCCAUUCAUUCAGAUCUACCACUAGAGAAAAAUGAUUAUAACAAAAUUUUUGGAGGAAAGCGAAAGCGAAAAUAUCUAGAACAGAAAUCUAAACCUUUUAACAAAAAGAAUUUUGAUUUUUUUGCAUUCAGAGAUCCUGCCUUAUUCGUGAGUCACAUGUCAGAUAAUUCUCUUCUGCUAAUAGAGAAGCAGUGGAUGGAAGUUGUCAGGGACUUUGAUGCCCCCAUUCACAGACACAUAUAUGGAACAUAACACCAGAUUGUGCUGGCAUUGCCGCAGAAACAAGUGAGACAUGCCGUGACCAAGUUUUAUCUUCUUUUCUGCAUCAGACCAGGCUUCCGCAACAGUAUAUCCUUACAAGUAUUUAUCUACAGUUCCAGAUUCUCAUCUGUUUACGGGAGGAAGUUUUGUUUCCAUCAGACAGGUAAUUUAGUAUCUGUAAAAUGAGUGAACUGAUAAUAAUCGAGUAAUUGUUCUUCUAUGUUCACUUUGAAGAUUAUCAUUGUGGCAUCAAGUUUUUUCUAGGCCAAACAGGUUAUUAGCUAAUCCAUGGAAGGAAAGCAUUGUUGUGUACUAAGUGAAAUGUGUAAAGCUGAACAGCACUAUUGAUCGAGCUUGGCUUUUUUACC